Verruconis gallopava is the source of this 2415-nucleotide messenger RNA. RefSeq lists its product as uncharacterized. The record is from RefSeq and is a predicted model, not a curated record. The transcript is spliced from 2 exons. Gene Ontology annotation, biological process: DNA-templated transcription; regulation of DNA-templated transcription. Bases 204 to 2387 code for a protein of 727 amino acids. Gene Ontology annotation, molecular function: zinc ion binding; DNA binding; DNA-binding transcription factor activity, RNA polymerase II-specific. Lineage: Eukaryota; Fungi; Ascomycota; Dothideomycetes; Venturiales; Sympoventuriaceae.
UGUUAAGCUGCGCCUUUGGGAGUCCAGAGUUGAUCUGGUGCCAUACGUGGAUGGCCAACCAGGAUCGACGUGUAUGCAUGAACCCCUUCGUACUCUACAUGCCAGAAUAAUCCCAUCUUCUCACCUCUACUUCCCCUCAUCUGGGCUUCUCUGGGGUGCUUCUAAUACUACGCGAAUCCCUCUUGUCGCGAUUCCUGCUUCCAAUGGAUCCCGCAAGCAGACGAGUCCCGCUUGACAAGCGAAAGCGCACCGAGACGUCUUGCGACCGCUGUAAGGCUCGCAAGCAGAAAUGUGAUAGACUUCUGGACCAAGACCAGUGCAGAUAUUGUCAAUUGCACAACAUUGCAUGCACCACCACCGUCCCUCGAAAACGGAGGAUAUAUGGCAGCGUUGAGGGCGUUGGCAGUCGGAUCACUCUACUUGAAUCGCUUGUCAAGGGCUUGCUUCCAGAGGCGAACCUAUCGACGAUCGCGAGUCUGAAGGAAACGGGAAAAUCGCUAGGGAUCCCUCUUCCCCAAGUCGACGAUGGUGAUGCGCCGACUGACGAGGCCGAGAAGCCGCCAGCGGAUGGUGAGGAAGAUACUGCGAUUCAAGUGAUCCCGGACGGUCAGAAACAGAUGCAAUAUGUGGGCCCAUCAAGCUCAUUCUUAUUUCAUCUGAACUUACGACGAUUGCUUGGAAACUACUCCAUCUUUGAGUUUGCUCUAUUUGGCAACAAUGCAGCAGACCAAAUCUUUGAAAUCUCCAAGACGCCAGGGAUGAGUCAGACUAUGAAUAUUAUGGACCGUCGGGGAUCAAGUAUGACUAUAAGCGACUGCGGCUCACCGUCUGAUGCGGUACGAGAGAUCGAUGGCCCGGUGCUAGAGACGCUCAUGGAUGCAUAUUUUGAAGUCAUUCAUUCAGAUUUUCCAGUGCUUCACGAGAAUUCGUUCAGAGAGUCAUACGAGGUCUGGGCAGCUUCAAACACGACAUCGGACCCUGUUUGGCUCUGCAAAGUGCUUUGCGUUUUGAUUCUUGCCCGUCGAGUUGCUUCUAUAGAGAUUCCAGAAGAAGCACAAAAGAAAUGGUGGACGCACGUACAGACGUUGUUACCAAGUGUACUGUUCUCGUCAAAUAUAUACACGGUUCAGGCCCUAAUGCUUGCUGCACUACACCUGCACAACACGAAUCACCGGGAUGCCUGCUGGAACUUAACCGGCACUGCAGUUCGUGUUGCUCAUGCCAUCGGGCUUCAUCGGGAAGACAUUAAGCAAAACCAGCCUCGGCUUGCUCGAGAGCAUCGGAAGCAAGUUUGGUGGACGCUUUACGCCUUUGAGCAAAUGCAAGUCUCAUCCUUUGAUCGGCCAAGUGCAAUAUCACACAUAGCCAGCAGUGUUGGUGUUCCGAAUGAGCGAAUUCUUGGAACCGCUGGAUACUAUCCUCCAGAUUACAACAAAUGGUAUCAAAAACUACAGAUUAUUUUGGGUUCAGCAUGCAAGGCGCUUAAUCCAGGUGGCAACAGCUCGUCUGUAAAACCAGAAGAUGCAUACAAUAGGCCACUAUCGCCAACAGCAGCAAUACUUCGUGACCUUGACAGAUGGAAGGAUGGGCUUCCUACACACUUGAGGCUUGAUGCUGCCAACUCCCUGGCUCCAGCAGCGCAGCGGCCUCUUCUACUCCUUUUCAUUGAAUAUUACUACAUUCUAGUGCUGAUCACGCGCUCUGCACUCUUGCGUCGAGCUGUGCUUAGCACCCAAAAUCCGCCAGAACAUGCGAUGCAACAAGCGCUUAUUACUGUAUCAGAAACCUGUAUUGACGCAGGAAAAUCUCUUGGUCAGCUUCUGCGUAAAAUGGACAAUAUACAGAAGUUCAAUGCCACCACAUGGUUUGAUAUAUUCUUCACAGUUGCAUCUGCAUUAGUACUUGUGCUUGACAUCCGAGUCAAUCAAGACCGUCACGGCCCAAACUCGGAAUCGCGGACAGUUUUGCGAGAUCUGGCAGCCAUUGUUACUCGCCAUUUGGGAAAUCCUCGCGUGCCUGGGUCCAUGCAAGCGCUUGGAAAGAUUGUUGUUGAGGUCAAUGCGACAGCUGAGCAGUCUGGCCGCACCCAACUGGAUACACCCACGUCAGCGGAAGCGCAGAUGCCACCUUCUUCUCCGGCUGCCAUGCCCACGACCCCUGCGCCAUCAGUUCAAUACUCUCCGCGAACUCAGAUUGGCACACCAUCAAGUAUUCACAAUCUCCUGGCUUAUCCGGUGGACCCUAACAUGCAGCCUGAUCCAAAUGCGCAAUAUCGCGGGCAACUUUAUGAUCCACAAACGUGGACUCAAUUAUCUUUCAUGGAUGACCCCACCCAGAACUGGCAAGAUUGGACGUGGGAUGAUAUUGAAACAAUCGUUCGAAGGUAGUAUGACUUUUUUUGGUUUUUUUUUUUGG